This is a messenger RNA of Pipistrellus nathusii (Nathusius's pipistrelle), 1764 nucleotides long. The record is from the annotation of a GenBank genome assembly. NCBI's taxonomy places the organism in Eukaryota, Metazoa, Chordata, Mammalia, Chiroptera, Vespertilionidae.
AUGGAAGACGUGAACUCCAACGUGAACGCGGACCAGGAGGUGCGGAAGCUGCAGGAGCUGGUGAAGAAGCUGGAGAAGCAGAACGAGCAGCUCCGGAGCCGCUCGGGGGCCGUGCAGGGCGCCGGCUCCCUCGGGCCCGGGAGCCCGGUCCGGGGCGGUGCGUCCACUCCCUCCUCCUCGGGCGGCGCGGCGUCCCCGCGGGGCUUCCCCCUGGGCCUCGGCGGCAAGCCGGGCGGCGGAGGCGGCGGGGCCGGGCCGGGCCCGCGGCGGACGAGCGGCGAGGACCUGCGGGACGCCGCCUGCCUGCUGGCGGCGGGCGAGGGCGGCUUGCUGGACGAGGUGGAGCCGCUGCGGCCCGACGAGCUGGAGCGCCUGUCCGGCUGGGAGGAGGAGGAGGAGAGCUGGCUGUAUUCAUCACCAAAGAAAAAACUUACACCAAUGCAGAAAUCGGUUAGCCCAUUAGUUUGGUGCAGGCAAGUUUUGGAUUACCCAAGUCCUGAUGUUGAAUGUGCUAAAAAAUCUCUUAUCCACAAACUUGAUCAAACUAUGUCAGCUCUCAAGAGGCAGAAUUUAUAUAAUAAUCCUUUCAACUCCGUGAGUUAUACAAGCCCUUAUAGUCCAAAUGCAAGUAGCCCAUACAGCAGUGGUUUCAAUUCUCCAUCCUCAACCCCAGUGCGACCUCCUAUAGUCAAACAGCUAAUACUUCCUGGAAAUUCAGGUAAUUUGAAAAGUUCAUCAGACAGAAAUCCUCCACUCAGUCCUCAAUCCUCUAUAGACAGUGAGUUAAGUGCUUCAGAAUUAGAUGAAGAUUCCAUUGGAUCUAAUUAUAAGCUAAAUGAUGUAACCGAUGUGCAGAUUCUAGCUCGGAUGCAGGAAGAAAGUCUCCGGCAAGAAUAUGCAGCCACCACAUCUCGGCGCAGUUCUGGUUCAUCUUGCAAUUCUACAAGACGGGGUACUUUUAGUGAUCAGGAACUUGAUGCACAGAGUUUAGAUGAUGAAGAUGACAGUAUGCAUCAUGCAGUAUACCCUGCUGUUAACAGGUUUUCACCAUCACCACGCAAUUCACCUCGACCAUCACCUAAACAGUCACCCAGAAAUUCUCCACGUUCACGAUCUCCUGCGCGGGGAAUAGAAUAUAGUAGAGUGUCCCCACAGCCUAUGAUUAGCCGCUUACAGCAACCUCGCCUUUCACUUCAAGGCCAUCCCACAGAUUUACAGACAAGUAAUGUGAAAAAUGAAGAAAAACUAAGACGCAGUCUUCCAAACCUAUCCCGAACAUCUAAUACACAAGUUGACUCAGUGAAAAGCAGCAGAAGUGACUCAAAUUUUCAAGUGCCAAAUGGAGGAAUACCUCGCAUGCAACCUCAGGCUUCAGCCAUACCUUCUCCAGGCAAAUUCCGCUCCCCUGCAGCGCCAUCUCCUUUGGCUCUUCGGCAACCAGUAAAAGCGUUUAGUAACCAUGGCUCUGGUUCUCCUGGGAGCCAAGAAACAACACAACUCACACAAACCACCUCCUCACCUGGGCCUCCCAUGGCUCAGAGCACAGUCCCAGCAAACCCUCCCAGCAAUAUCAACAGCACUACGCUAACCAGACCGACAGGGACAACCGCGAUGAGAAGUGGCUUGCCCAGACCCAGUGCCCCUUCUGCUGGGGGCAUUCCAGUGCCUCGCAGCAAACUUGCACAGCCUGUCCGCAGAUCCUUGCCAGCUCCUAAAACCUAUGGCAGCAUGAAAGAUGACAGUUGGAAAGAUGGCUGUUAUUGA